CUGAGCGACAUUGGGGACUAUGUAGGUACAGACAUUGAAAUAUCCUGGUUACCUAAUCUGGAUGAGCUCAUGAAGGGCUAUGCCAGAAACUUUCGCCCUGGGAUAGGAGGUCCACCCGUGAACGUGGCCAUGGCGAUAGAAGUGGCCAGCAUUGAUCACAUCUCUGAAGCCAACAUGGAGUACACCAUGACUGUGUUCCUGAGGCAGAGCUGGCACGACGACCGCCUGUCCUACAACCACACCAACAAAACGCUGGGACUGGACAGCCGCUUCGUCGACAAGCUUUGGCUGCCCGACACCUUCAUUGUCAAUGCCAAAUCUGCUUGGUUCCACGAUGUUACCGUGGAGAACAAACUGAUACGCUUGCAGCCCAACGGCGUCAUUCUGUACAGCAGCCGAAUUACCUCAACAGUGGCCUGCGACAUGGACCUGACAAAGUAUCCCAUGGAUGAACAGGAGUGCAUGCUUGACCUGGAAAGCUACGGUUACUCCUCGGAGGACAUUGUCUACCACUGGUCAGAAAGUCAGAAGCACAUCCACGGCCUGGACAAACUGGAGCUCUCACAGUUCACAAUCACGGACUAUCGGUUUGUCACAGAGAUGAUGAAUUUCAAAUCUGCGGGAAGAUUUCCAAGGCUCAGCCUUCGCUUCCAGCUGAGACGUAAUCGCGGAGUGUACAUCAUCCAAUCGUACAUGCCUUCCAUUUUACUGGUUGCCAUGUCCUGGGUGUCCUUUUGGAUCAGCCAAUCAGCAGUUCCUGCCCGUGUAUCUUUAGGUAUCACAACUGUUCUCACCAUGACCACUCUAAUGGUGAGCGCCCGCUCCUCCCUUCCUCGCGCAUCAGCCAUCAAGGCGCUGGACGUCUACUUCUGGAUCUGCUACGUGUUUGUGUUCGCCGCCUUAAUCGAGUACGCCUUUGCUCAUUACAACGCUGACUACAGACUCAAAGAAAAAGCCAAGGUGAAGGCCAACAAGCUCGGCUCUGAGUCCAUCGUGAAGAACGGCAAACAGGCCAUGGUUCUGUUCUCCUUGUCCGUCACCGGAAUGAACCAAGGCGUUGUCAUAUCCAACCGCCACAACAGAGCACAGCGCUCUAGCAGCGAGAUCCCCGGGGAGGCCGUCUCCGAGGAGUCCGAGUCCAGGAGGAGAUCCGGACAGAUGCAAGAGAGCGAGGAGAAGAAGUGUUGCUCCAAGUGCGUCUGCAAACCCAUUGACGCCGAUACCAUUGACAUCUACGCCAGAGCCGUUUUCCCUUUCACCUUCGCUGUGGUCAACGUGAUCUACUGGGUGGCGUAUACCAUGUGA
Molecule: messenger RNA, 1305 nt
Organism: Nerophis lumbriciformis (worm pipefish)
Lineage: Eukaryota; Metazoa; Chordata; Actinopteri; Syngnathiformes; Syngnathidae
Source: RefSeq, a predicted model, not a curated record